Scophthalmus maximus (turbot) is the source of this 5519-nucleotide messenger RNA. RefSeq names its product mitogen-activated protein kinase 3 (gene mapk3). Gene Ontology annotation, molecular function: ATP binding; MAP kinase activity. The transcript is spliced from 9 exons. Lineage: Eukaryota; Metazoa; Chordata; Actinopteri; Pleuronectiformes; Scophthalmidae. Gene Ontology annotation, biological process: intracellular signal transduction; protein phosphorylation. Gene Ontology annotation, cellular component: cytoplasm; nucleus. The coding region runs from base 286 to 1464 and encodes 392 amino acids. The record is from RefSeq and is a predicted model, not a curated record.
UCCGCCCAAACACGCCACCGUAGACAGAAUAUCUAACGCAUCCGUGUUACCGUAGUUUGGCACGCGCAUUUACGCUCGAUGCUGAGGCCAAAUCUGCGCUCGCGCACGAAAUCCAUUUAGAGUCCGGUAGUAGAGAGGCAGGGCCUGGUAGUCGGUACUCUUCCCCCCUCAGCCCGACAAUACGCACGGUCAAAACCUCGCAGAGACGUUGCACCGUGCUGAGAGCGGCGGGCGAUCCCUCGGUGACACACUCUUGACAGAGCCGGAGAGGUUUGGAGAGGAAGAAUGGCGGAUUCGAGCUGCACCGCAGCGGUCGGGGCCGCGGGCUCCAACAGCGCUUCUGCCGCCGGGGCGGCUUGCACUGUUGCGCACGACGGAGCGCCCGGAGCCGCGGGGACCAAGACCCCGUCCGAGUCCGUGAAGGGCCAGCUAUUCGACGUGGGGCCCCGCUACACGAACCUGUCCUACAUCGGAGAGGGGGCGUACGGAAUGGUGUGCUCUGCCUCGGACAAUGUGACAAGCUCACGCGUCGCCAUCAAGAAAAUCAGCCCCUUUGAGCACCAGACAUACUGCCAACGCACCCUGAGGGAAAUCAAGAUCCUACUGCGUUUCCACCAUGAGAAUAUCAUCGGCAUCAACGACAUUCUCAGGGCACGGCACAUUGACAACAUGAGGGAUGUCUACAUCGUGCAGACUCUGAUGGAGACGGACCUGUACAAGCUGCUGAAGAGCCAGAGGCUGAGCAACGACCACGUCUGCUACUUCCUCUACCAGAUCCUGCGAGGCCUGAAGUACAUUCACUCGGCCAACGUGUUGCACCGUGACCUCAAGCCCUCCAACCUGCUCAUCAACACCACCUGCGACCUCAAGAUCUGUGACUUUGGCCUGGCAAGGAUAGCCGACCCUGAGCACGACCACACAGGGUUUUUGACCGAGUACGUGGCCACGCGUUGGUACAGGGCUCCAGAAAUCAUGCUCAACUCAAAGGGCUACUCCAAGUCCAUCGACAUCUGGUCAGUGGGCUGCAUCCUGGCCGAGAUGUUGUCCAACAAGCCGAUCUUCCCCGGGAAACACUACUUGGACCAGCUCAACCACAUACUGGGCAUCCUUGGCUCUCCAUCUCAAGAAGAUCUGAACUGCAUCAUCAACAUGAAGGCAAGGAACUAUCUGCAGUCCCUGCCCGAAAAAACCAAGAUCCCUUGGGAAAAGCUCUUCUUCAAGGCCGACUCGAAAGCUUUGGACCUGCUGGGCCGCAUGUUGACCUUUAACCCCAUCAAGCGCAUCAGCGUUGAAGAGGCCCUGGCUCAUCCUUACCUGGAGCAGUACUAUGAUCCCACAGAUGAGCCAGUAGCAGAGGAGCCCUUCACUUUCUCCAUGGAGCUGGACGACCUUCCCAAGGAGAAGCUGAAGGAACUGAUCUAUGAGGAAACGGCUCGUUUCCAGGAAACCUACCAGGGCACAUGAGACAUACGGCCCUAACGCGUGACAAAGCCAUGCAGAGGCUCGGAACAAGAAGACUCCAAACGACAUGCUAAAAAAACAAAAAGAAAAACGAAUCUUCAAGAAACCAACAAAAAGAGAAAACGCGAAAUAUGAACAUUUAACUGCUUAUCUUUCCAUUUCUACUGCAAGAGAGAGCUAAGUUUAACUUUGAUUUUUGUGGUUGGGUGGGGUGGUAGGGUCUGUCGUACUCGUACUGUUAUAGUUUUUUCCAUGUUGGACUCUCCAUCCUCUCGCCUCCAUAUUUGUUUUUCGUGUUUUUCUGUCAAAUCCCCCCCGUCCCACCCCCCCCGUCCCAUCUGCAGUUACUCACUGCCCCCUCUCCCCUGCUCAUCGAUCCCCUCUUUCUUGUUCAUCUCUCCUGCACCUAUCGCUCAUCUAUCUUUCCUCUCUGACGCUCCCUCUCAUAUAAACACAUACUACUGUAUUAACCAACACCGUAACUCUCUCGUCUCGGCUCCAUGUAAAUUACAACCUGAGAAAAAAAACGAGGGCUAAAAGAACGGAAAUGCUAAUCGGGUGUGUAUGUAUAUACAAAAAUAUAAAACCUCUUUUUUUUCCUUUUUUUAGAUUGGUUUUGUGUGUGUGUGCUUGUCGCAGUUUUCGUUUGUACCAUUGUUUGUGUUUUUUCGGAUCAGUUCAGAGUCUCGUUUGUAUGUUUAUAUUUGCAAGUCAUUUUUGAACACUUGAUUUUGAGACAAGCAUUUGGUGUUUUUAUUGGCAUGUUAGCAGGUUUUUGUUUAUGGUUUCAGAAAAAAGAACUCUGUAUGAUGUUGAUAUGAAUGCAUGCAUUCCUGAAAUUUACCAAAGUGGCAGAGAGAUGUGAGGAACUUGGCUUGGGAGCAACUAAAGAAUAUAAUUUUCUUUUUUCUUUUUUUACUCAAUGACAUCUCUUGACCUACAACUCGUAUCAAGGGCAGACAAACUGAUCUGAACAGUUAUUUUCAGGAGGCUCUACGUGUUUCGGGACGAAUCGGUUCGAAGCAAAGCGCAUUUAAAACGGUUUUCUAAAUCGCGUUUAUAUUCAGAUAUUGCGAAUGUGAUGCCUAAGCCCCAUUUUUCCAGAACAUUAAUGGCGCACUGUGCCAUGUCAAAACAAUUUAGUUUGGUUCUUACAGCAAUCCUGCAAAUAGCCCCCAAAUUGUCGCCGUGUUGUCAGAAUCAGAGGCUUAAAAACACCAAAGCUGCAGUGAUCAGUACCGACCUGAGACACUGGUAUAACGUUACUGGAUUCUCUACAUUCGGCCUCGUCACAUCACUUGUCCAUUACAUACCACCGACAUCAAACGGCUGAUCCAGUGUCAGUAUUACAUUCCUAUAUGAAAUUACAUUCCGAAACCAACGCACAGCAGCUGGCUGGUGAACUACUUGUGUCAUAGCGCUGUUGAAGCCCUCUGUUGUGUCUCGGCUUCUCUUACUCCUAGUUUUCACUCAAUCCUACAUGUCCAAAACCUUUUUUAGGGAAUAGCCUAUCUGGAAAAUGGGGGGGGGGGUGUGGUUGACUUUAGCAUUUCCAUUGAGCAUUGCUGUUUUUGGACAGCGUCCCUGUCUGCUGUCGCCUGAUCCAGGACAACCACAUGGUGUGAGACGUGCACGCAGGCUGCAACCUAGCUGACGAUGAAGGCGCCAACCUGAACGACUUAUUCAUUCAAGCGGCCCCGCUUGAAUGCGGUCAAUUUUCAGCAGGCUUUUUUCGAUAAAGGUUAUUUGGGCCUAUGUACCUUUUUCACAGCAGAUGUUUUUGACUUGUCAAAGAAGGAAAAGCACACGUGAGAUCAUCAAUUCAGUCCCAGUAAAUCACGCCACUGAGCCUGCACACACGCACACACACACACAGUAACAGGGCCCUGAACCUCACUCAUCUGAAUGGAAAGCCCUCAUUAUUAAUGUUAACUGCUGUGGCGCGCCGUAACGACUGUUGACUGCGAGUGUUGAAUUUAACUGGCCCCUGCUCUUUGGACUCUGUCGCUGCAGCUUAGCUUUCCUCCGUUGUGUCCAAAAAGGGGCUCCUACCUUAGGGCGACCAAGGAAACUGCAUGUUACUGAUUAAUCAACAGCAAAACAGUUCAGCCCAGGAAUGUCCUAGAAGAGUGAAUAUAGUUUUUCCUGCUCUGUGCAAAGCCAAGCGACUUCUGCGUGUGGUUUUCUUUUUGUGCUCCUGUUCCGUCCUCCCUUACCCUGUGUGUGUGCGUUUGUCCUGACCACCUGUUAACACACAGGAUGUCUUUUCUCUAAAUGUGGGUGAUGGUCUCUGUUUCUCAUAGAUCUAUGUUCAUGUUUCCUCGUGCACAUGAUGUCCUUUUUCUGUGUUCGUUGUUCCCAUCAGUUGUCAGUGUCUGCUCGCUGCUCUCUACUUGCUGCUCGGGGGGAAGCGCCACCCACGGGGUCCACCUCGGCCACCAGCUCGGCCUGCAGUCAUUUUCACCCGUUGCGCCGGGACCAGUUUAAAGACCCAGAACCUGCAGCGCUCGCUGGCCUCGCUCUCUCGCAGUAAAAACCAUCGGCCUGUUUGACAUCGUAGGCUGUUCUUUCAGAAGCCAUAGCCAGCACUCUGGGAUCUUUUCGAGGCUUCAUUGGUGCAUGUGGUGAAGCCCAAUCUUUUGUCCACCCUCCCAGAUCUCACCAUGCUUUACUACAAAAGAGAAAAACAACAAAAAGAAAGAGGAAAAAGGGCUGCCUCCUCGUCCUCCUCCCCUCCUGUUUUUAUGUACUCACCCUUUUCUGCUUUUUCUACUGUGGGACUGGUGAAGACCUCCUAACCCACAUCGCUGACUUUGCUGUUGCUUUCCUCAGAAAAUCACCCCCCACCGUCUCACCUGAAUCCUAGAUCAUGGCCGGUCAUACAAGCAGGAAAACUUUCUCCAAUCACAUGACUCAAUCAGCACGCCGACACUUUGUCUUGCCAGCCACGCUCUGUCCUCUUCAAGGUUGUUGUUGUUUUGGACGGUCCUUCUCUCCCUGUCUCGUAUCCUGCUCAUCCGGCUUUAAGUUUCACGUGUGUGUGUGUGUGUGUGUGUGUGUGUGUGUGUGUGUGUGUGUGUGUGUGUGUGUGUGUGUGUGUGUGUGUGUGUGUGUGUGUGUGUGUGUGUGUGUGUGUGUGUGUGUGUGUGUGUGUGUGUGUGUGUGUGUGUGUGUGUGUGUGUGUGUGUACCCGCUCAUCAGUAACAUAAAGCCACGGCUCUUUUUGUGUUGUGUUUGUUGUGUGUAUUUUUUCCACACAGCUUGGACCCUGGUCCUGCAGUUACCUUUUGCUUUUAUAUCUGUGUGACAGUUUUUCUUUUUUUUCACAAAAAACAGUCACACAGAUAUUUUCCAUGUAUUUCCUUUUGUAGAGUCGGUCACCAGUCAAACAGGCCCUGCUUGCAUUGUGUUUUUCUUUUUUCCUCCAACCUGCCACCAGACCAGACAUCUCACUGGGUAACUAUAGGAAUGAACCAAGAGGACCACGUUUGGCAAAUCGCACAUGUCCUCUCUCUCUCGACGAGGAGUGUGUCUGUGUGAAAAGUUGCACUUGAACACACCACAUACAUUCACACAGUACCACCAAGACUGAAGGCCUGUUUGUCAUGAGGCCUGUUAUCAGAUAUUGUUGUUUUUAAAUGGCUGUUCUUAUUAUUGCUAUUGUUGUUAUACUGGUGAAUUGUUGUAUUUUUUUCUUUCUUUCGUUUUCUACAUAAAAGGGAGUUAAAGUUGUAUCUUUUUUUUUUUUAAUUAUUAGGAUGUUUUUAUUUGUAUUUCUUCCUCCUAAUUUCUCUUAUGGGCGUGAUUAUUAUUGGCAGUGUUUUCAAUCUUUCUGAAACUUGGGGGGGAUUUUUUGUUUGUUUUUUGUUUUUGUUUUUUAUUUCCUCCAAGAUAUUACAAGAAAUUAUUUUAAAAGAAGAUUUAAGUAGAUUGUCAAAGAGAUAUGAGUUGUUGAGGGUUAUAGUCUGUAUAUUCUAUGGGUAUUAUGAAUUAAACAAUUAACAAAGAAACAGAAUUAUAUACAUAUAAUUAAAUAAAAUUUCCUGAUACUGUUGCAA